CAUAUUAGAGAUCAAGAAGAUUGAUAUUGGGCAAUAUGGCUACUCCAGGACUUCCUCCGUUACCCCCAGCACUAAAAGCUAUUCAACACUAUUUAAAAACAGCAACAGAACAUGAACAACGCGAUCAAGUCGUGGCAUAUUAUUGUCAGUUAUAUGCAAUGCAAAAAGGGAUGACCAUUGACAGAAAGUCACCAGAUUGUAAACAUUUUCUGGUGUCCUUGAUGGAUUUACUUGAAAAGAAAAAACAACAGUUAAUAGAUAACGAAGCUGUACAUAAUGAAAUGGUUGGUCAAGCUCAUGUGGAGAAUUAUGCUCUAAAAGUUUUCCUAUUUGCUGAUAAUGAAGAUAGGGCUGGGCGAUUUAGCAAAAAUGUUGUGAAAUCUUUUUAUACAGCAGGCAUGCUAUUUGAUGUACUUACAAAUUUUGGAGAGCUUUCUGAUGAUGUUGAGAAAAACAGAAAAUAUGCCAAAUGGAAGGCAGCUUAUAUUCAUCGUUGUUUAAAGAAUGGUGAAACACCAACUCCAGGUCCUUUACCAGAAGAAGGGGAUGAUGCAUCAGGUGGUUCAAAUUAUGAUGAUCAUGUGCCACAACAGGGAGGUGGCAUGAUGCCACAAUCCGGGCCAUCUGCAUCUGGUGGUUUGAAUUUACCUGGACCAUCACAGUAUCCUAUGGAUGGUAGUAUGUAUAAUCCUGGUGCUGGAUCGUACGCUCCUCCAACUACUCCACAAGAAGUACCUAGAGCUGUUCAUGCACCUGUUAAUCCACCUAUUCAACCUAAUGUCAAUUCACAAUGGGCACCUCCACCUAACCCAGCUGGUGUGGAGUUGAAUGCAACACAGUACCAAAAGGCUAUGAAGUUAUGUAAAUAUGCCAGCAGUGCUCUACAGUAUGAAGAUUCUAAAACGGCUAUAGACAACCUUAGCAAAGCAUUAAAAUUACUAACAACAGGUUCUGAGUGAUUGAUAAGUUGUUAAAAGAGAUAUAAAAACUGUGAUACAAAAGUCAACGGUAUACUUUCUUCUAGUAGAGGAGACUUGUUCUUUUUUAAAAAUAUAUUCAAUAGUUUGACUGGGUAACAAUUGAAACUCAAUAUGGCCAUUUUAUUUAUGGAUGAAACAAACAGUAAAUUUAAAACUUAGUUCAUAUCAUAAUUGUCUUUCAAUUUUCAGUCAUUGAAAAAUUAUGAAGUUUGUAAAGCAUAUUUAUUCAAUCUUUCAUUACUGGUAAUAUAAAUAACUGAUAUCUUAUAAUGAUAAACAGAAAUUACAGAUUGACUGUAUUACAUUUUAUACUUCUGAUUGAAAAAAAAAAAUUGUCUAAUAUUUAUAGUAUUAUUAUUAUCAGAACUGAAGAAAUGCAUGUGUUAUAUUACUGCACAUACAAUAGGCCUAUUAAUUCAAAGUAUCUAUGUUGAAAAAAUCUUGAAUCUCUGCUGUAUCCUUUGUCAAAUAUUAACAGCAAUUCUUUGUUAGACAAACAGAAAAAUUAUUCAGUGUACAGUAUAAAAAACCAACCCUACUUGUUAAACUAAAAAUCAGACAAUCUGUAUUAUUUUUAAUGAAUACUAAUAUAUUUAUUAUUAAAAUCUGUAUGUUCAAAUUUAGAAUUGGUGAAAAUUGUGUAAUUUUUGGUUGGAUACACCUGUAUGAAUGAAUGCUGUAAUCAUCCUUGGUAUCCCCAGUGGUAUAUUUAUCAAUGAUAUCACUGGGGAUAUUGAGGGUGUUAUAUAAUAUUCUUAUUCAUCUUUCUCAGAAGGGAGCUGUUAACUUUUAAGGCAGCAGUCAACUAUAAUUUAAGAGUUAUGUUUGCUAUAUGUUUCAGUGCCUAUCCUAAUUAUUCACAUUCUGAUUAUAAAUCACACUUAAUCUGUAUCCUGUUAUUCCAAUUAUUGUUACAUCUGUAUAUCUAUUGAGGCAAACUAAUGCAUUGGUUAAAUUAUAAAUGGAUGGGCUAACAAUAUGGCUGAGAAUAUGUAAUACCGUAGAGAUAGUUAUAUAUUGCAUUCACUUGACCAUGUUUAUAUUUAGGAUUUAGAUCAGACAAAUAUCAAACAACUCCUAGGCAGUUUGAAUUUACAGAUCAUUAAAGAUAUAUUAUGGGAGAUUAGAUAAAGAACUGGCAGUUCUCACUAUAAUAGUUAAAAACUAGAUAUUGUAAAGGGAAUUUGCUGAAAAUUUCAUUCAAAUUGAUCCACUCUGAACCGAGAAUUUAGCGAUUGAACUUUGGACCUAGCCUUGAUCAUCAUUACUAAAGUUGGUACGAUAAGAUACAUAGUCUCGUUUAUCCAUUUCUUGAUUUAAUCAUGAAUGAGCAUAAUCGAGUACAUAUCGCAGGCUGGCGAUGACAUCGAGAGUUGGUUAUGGUCUGGAUAAGUUAAUUAAUGUCAAAUGGAAAGACCUGCAGUAGGCAGAUUUAGCUCUUGCAUAAUGUAUGUUUAAAUUAUAUAUCUUGCAAUUAGAUAAAUCAGCCAAAUCGGUGGUCGUUAAAUGACCUCUGAAAUAUUUUGAAUAUUAACUCGUUAGAAUAAACUGGAUGGAGGCAAACCACCAUAUAUAUAGCAAUUCUCUCUCUCCAAUUUCUCCCCUUUUGAAUGGCAAUUUUUGUUGAAUUUUGGGUCUAGAAUUAAAGAGAGUUUGAAUUCACAUUUUCUGCUAGGGUUUGGUCAAUAUUCAUGGUUUAGAGGUUGAAGGGUAACCAAGUUCAUAUAUACAGCAGAUAUAUAUAAUAUGCUACUUCAAGUAUGUGUAACUCAAAAUUUCAGUGGUCAACCCUAUACACUUUUGAGCAAAGACAAUUCCAUUCAUUGCUAUGUCUGUAGUGGAGAGACUUCAGCCCAACAAAAAUUUGGGCAAUAGUUAGAGCCGGGCAAAGAGACCAGAAUUGCCAUUAAAUUUAAUGAGGAAAUUAAUGGUGGUCUGCCUCCAGAUGUAUAAUUAUAGUUAUCUCCCUUUGUUCCUAGUUAUUUUAUAAUAGUACUGUCAGCUUUGAUAAAUGUUUUUAUACUAUUUUGUUAUUGAUAUGUCACUGUUUGUUUUUGUAUUAUUAAGAUGUAAAUAUAUGAAAUAUUAAUAUACUGAUGUUAUAUUGCAGAUACGCUUUCCUGGAUAUUUCUUACAGCCUUCAAACUGACAAGGAUCAGACCGAAAAAACAAAAGGUACAGAAUGAACAUAAGCUAUUCCUAGAAUUCUAUUAAUCUUGCAUGGAAUAUUAAAUAACAUCCUUGUUUUAUAGAUAAUCAAUACAAGUAGCAGGUACAAGUAAGAAAGAAAACUUGUUGUAAUUUGUGAGUGUGAAAAUAGUGUUAUCCAUUAAGUUUUUCUAUUAUGUUAGAAUCUAUACAAUAAUGAUUUUAUGUUGAAUGUAUAGUUAAUCAGUUAAUGUACAUUAUUGGUCAAUAUAUAUAUAUACAUAUAUAUAUGUAUUUAAAAAAUACAUUAUUAACAUCUAAUUUUAUUGUUUGUGCUUAUUAUACAAAUAUCAUGGCAAGGGGAAGUCAGCAUUUUGUCGAGAUUUCCCAUAUUAGUUGCGUUAGGGCUUUUCACUUAAAUUUGAAAAAUUAAAUUAUGAAACAAA
This is a messenger RNA of Patella vulgata (common limpet), 3574 nucleotides long. RefSeq names its product vacuolar protein sorting-associated protein VTA1 homolog. Gene Ontology annotation, biological process: late endosome to vacuole transport via multivesicular body sorting pathway. The transcript is spliced from 7 exons. NCBI's taxonomy places the organism in Eukaryota, Metazoa, Mollusca, Gastropoda, Patellidae. The record is from RefSeq and is a predicted model, not a curated record. The coding region runs from base 36 to 959 and encodes 307 amino acids. Gene Ontology annotation, cellular component: multivesicular body.